AUGAAACGCAGAUGGGCAGGGUUGCAAGCAGUUAGACUGACCCCGGAAGAUUCUAGUGCGGAAGUGACAUCAUCUUCGACCACUUUGGUUAUGAGUCCAGCCAAUUCGCUCGCCUCCACCGAUAUUGGAGAGGUUGAUCUUGAAUUCUGGGAUUUGGACUUGAACGCCCAGAAUCAUGCCCGAAAUUUAAUCAUACAAAACGGAUACAGUGCUAUCAAUGGACAUACUAUUAUUGCUAAAUCUGAUACCAGUUCAAUGUCAGGAAGGGAAGAUUUAUCACCUCCAAGCAGCCUGAACGGAUACAGUGCAGAUAGUUGUGAUGCGAAGAAAAAGAAAGGACCGACGCCCCGACAACAGGAGGAAUUGUGCCUGGUGUGUGGGGAUAGGGCGUCGGGGUACCAUUAUAAUGCGCUUACUUGUGAGGGAUGUAAAGGAUUUUUCCGGCGGAGCAUAACAAAAAAUGCAGUCUAUCAAUGCAAGUACGGCAACAAUUGCGACAUCGAUAUGUACAUGAGACGGAAGUGCCAAGAAUGUCGACUAAAAAAGUGUCUGACGGUUGGCAUGCGACCAGAAUGCGUAGUACCCGAGACACAGUGUGCUGUCAAGAGAAAGGAAAAGAAAGCACUAAAGGAAAAGGACAAGCCCAACAGUACGACACUUCUUUGCAGUAACACCAAUGGGUCGCCUACAGGUGUAAUCAAAAUUGAACCAGAGCUUCUAUUCUCCCAAUUGGCCGAAGGGGAUAGAUCAAACGGAAACGGCGUCAAACCCAUAUCCCCUGAACAGGAAGAACUUAUACAUCGGCUGGUGUACUUCCAGAACGAGUAUGAGCACCCCUCAGAGGAAGAUGUGAAAAGAAUAUUGAAUCAGCCAAUGGAAGAUGAGGAUCAACGUGAGGUUCGGUUCAGACACAUUACGGAGAUAACGAUACUCACAGUCCAGCUCAUCGUCGAGUUCGCGAAACAGUUACCAGGGUUUGAUAAAUUAUUGAGGGAGGAUCAAAUAGCUUUACUCAAAGCAUGUUCCAGUGAGGUAAUGAUGUUCAGAAUGGCGCGAAGAUACGAUUUCCAAACUGACUCCAUCCUGUUCUCGAACAAUCAGCCAUAUUCUAGGGAUAGCUACAAUCUCGCUGGUAUGGGCGAGACCAUCGAAGAUCUCUUGCAUUUUUGCCGAACGAUGUACGCUAUGAAAGUGGACAAUGCUGAAUACGCUUUACUCACCGCCAUUGUCAUUUUUUCAGAACGACCGUCAUUGAUGGAAGGCUGGAAAGUUGGAAAAAUACAAGAGAUUUAUCUCGAAGCUUUAAAAGCGUAUGUGGAUAAUAGGAGAAAACCGCGAGCGCACAUCAUAUUUGCAAAACUUGUGUCGGUAUUGACUGAACUGAGAACUCUGGGCAACCAGAAUUCGGAAAUGUGUUUCUCGUUGAAGCUGAAGAACAAAAAGUUACCUCCAUUCCUCGCGGAGAUUUGGGACGUCGAUGUGAAGACAUAG
Ceutorhynchus assimilis (cabbage seed weevil) is the source of this 1491-nucleotide messenger RNA. Lineage: Eukaryota; Metazoa; Arthropoda; Insecta; Coleoptera; Curculionidae. The record is from the annotation of a GenBank genome assembly.